Leptomonas pyrrhocoris is the source of this 4214-nucleotide messenger RNA. RefSeq lists its product as hypothetical. The coding region runs from base 108 to 4214 and encodes 1368 amino acids. The record is from RefSeq and is a predicted model, not a curated record. The transcript has a single exon. NCBI's taxonomy places the organism in Eukaryota, Euglenozoa, Kinetoplastea, Trypanosomatida, Trypanosomatidae.
GCUGAUAAUGCGCUGCUGCUUUGAGGGGGAGCAUUUUGUUUUUCUAUUCUUCUCUCCCUCUUUCCCUCUUCAUCGUCGCCGCACCGGCAGGCGGGCCGAACUCUGCGAUGGAGGAUGCCGCGACGCCGCUGCUGAGCUACAGCGCGUGGCGCGUCGAGGCUGCCCGCAUCGGAGAACUCGCGCAGCGCAUUCCAAAGGAUGAAAACCUGGCGUCGCUGCAGCGCGCCGUGAUGUCACGCGCCAACGCAGCAACCACUGCAGCUUCGCCGGAGCCAGCAGCGGCGACGUCGUCGUCUUUUUUUUCUCAGCUCUUCUCCAGCAGCGGCAGCAGCAUUGCCGGCACCGCCGCCGCCAGCCCGCCGACUGCAAUGCCGUGGUGUGCCUCACUGGCGCAGCUGCUGGCUCUUGCGGAGCUGCCACCCCCAAAUAGUGUGGCGCAGCCUCCCGCCGUCGGGUCCGUUGCGUCUGACGCCGCUCGUGGCGCCUCUUCGUCUUCAUCCUCCCCCUCUUCCGGUUUCUCUGUGCAAAGACGUUUCGCGCAGGUCGUCUCAGCGGUAGCCAACCAACGCAGCAGCAGCAGCGGCAACGACAACAACAUCAGCGUACGCGCCGAUCGAGGGGAUGCGUCGGUCGAGGGCCAUUCUCACGUGUCUUCUUCGCACGCCGUCUUACCCAUGCGGAUGUCGCCGUUCCCUUCCUCUGAAGAUCGGCAGCAGAGUCGAUUACGUGUUGACGGAAACGAUGCUACGGCAACCGCCACCACUACUGCUCGAACUCCGCCGUACGAAGACCGCGACGACGCGGACGAAGAGGGCGGCUUUGACCGCAUGUUUGCUCGGCUGAGGCAGCAGGCCGCUGAGCGAAGUCAUCCGUUGCCGUCGCCGCCGCACAACUGGCGUGUGGCACCCGCCGCGCAGAAAUAUUCUGCUUUGUUUUCUUCUUUCUCAUCAUCAACGUCAGGCCGCAAGUCAGGCGGGGCCGCGAACGGGUUGUCGCCUUCAUGCGCUGGCCUCACUGCGGCUCGCGUGGCUCUGGAUGCGGCGGAUCUCCUGCUUUUGCGCGUACGCCAGCAAAACCAAUUGAGCACCGUUCCUAGCGGUCGCGUGGCGGAGGCGGAAACACUGGUUCUGCGAGCCACCGUGGGCCGCGAAGCACAGCUCUACGCGGAGAGUAUAGAGGAGACUAUCCACGCACUUCUGCAACGCCACGAGCACGCUCGCGAGCAGGGGGAGGCGGCCGGCGGAGUACCCGAUCAGCGGGCGUCCGUGGUUGACGACGACAAGGCGCCGUAUCCGCAUCCAUGGGCAGACCGUGUGAUGUCCGCCUCACCGGAGUCGCUACGCCGCCUCGUGCGAGAUGAAUUCGUCUGUGCCGCGCCUUGGACGCAGCUACUCGCUUCCUCCUCUUCCACUGCCUCACCACCGCACAAUCCGUCUUUUGGCUGCUGCGGCAGCAGCAACAGCAGUCUGCACGGUGCGGGUGGCGCCUCUGGCCUUCACGCCUGCGCGUUUCCUCCAACAACAGCUGGACAAGGAAACGGGAGACUCCCCACAGCAGCAGGGAAUACGCGCGUGUCGCCGACAUCCGCCUCUGCCGCUAGCUUCUAUCACGCACCUCGCUCCCCGUCAUCAGCAGCGGCGGCGGCGGCUAGUGCUUCCUCUGACUCUGCCACUUCGAACGCACGCAAUCCUCAGCAGCAGCAGCAUCAUUUGCAUUUCUUUUCUGCUGAUGUCGUGACUGCGCUACACCGGUGGAAGCAGCUGGUAGACGUCCAGCAGCGCGCCUUGCGGUGUGCUGAGGCGCAGGACUACGUAGCGGCGGCCCACCUCUUCGUCGGGGCCGCGGCGGAGCGUGUGCAGUUCGGCUGCUCUCGAGAGGACGCAAACGCCGACACCACCGACACGACGACAGCGGAGAAGUGGAAUGUGCGCUCACCCGCCGCGGAUCUCGCCGUGCACGGCGUGACGCACCUGCUGCGCGCGUGUGGGCUUCUGCUGUCGGACCGACUUAUGGAACAGGAGGUCGUCUACCCCGCACGUUUCUUAAAGGAAAUGGAAGAGAUGUGCACCACCGUGGAGAGCACGACCCCAACCGCCGCUCCGCCACUCCUUUUGCCGCCUCUGCUCGCCACGCCGCACGCUCCACGUGUGUGGGUGCUCCUCGCGCAGUUCGCGACCUACGUAGAACGGUACCGCCUUUUCUUCCCAUGGGACGUUGCCGAAGCCUCGAGCACGCUGACAUCGAUGCCGCCAGUGGCGCACCACGCAGCCGCCUCAACGUCGACACUUCAAAUGCUGUGGGAGGUGUCCACCGCCGUUCUGCUCUUCCAACCGGCAGACGCGAUACGCGUCAUGCAGGCAGCGCUCUCCGGCACCCUUCAAGACCCCAAAGCGGCAUCACCGCCGCCGUGUGUCUCGCUGCAUGAGCUCUUCCACGCUUACACGCGCAGACCAACAACAACGGCGCCGCCACCGCCACCGCUGCUUGCGCAGUCUGGCACGCUGCCUCUUUGUCUCUUCUCCCUGCGUCGUGCGAGCGCGUCGGCGGUGCGGGCUCGCCACUACGCGGAGGCGCUCCGCGAUGCUCAGAUUGCUCUGUACCUGCUGCACACGCCGCCCUCUGCCACCGCAGCCGACGUCGUCACGCACGAGGCCGCCGUGGACUACUGCAAGGUGAGCCACUGGCGUGUUGCCGCACCGUUGAGCUCCGCCGCCCAGGGCGACGAGGCCACGACGACGACCUUCGUGAGCUCGUCAGCGUGUGUGUCGACGCUGGUCAACUAUGACGCGCGGCUGCACUUUCUUCUUCUGCGGGUGCUGCUGCUGUUGGCCGCCACGCCCCUCACCGCCGGGGCGGCGACGGCGCAGAUGCUGAAGGAGGGAGAGCUUUCCAGCAACGCCCACGCACCGGCGAAGGCGCAGAAUGAAGUGCGGAGCCCCACGCGCCGCUCCUCCCCCACGGUGGUGGACGGCUCGCUGGCGAUCCACGCCUUCGAGAGUGCUGACGAUGUUGCGGCGCUCGAGAAGCAGCAGGCAAACGUCUUCCUCAAAGUCGCGCCGGAUGCACCCUUGGGUCGGCGAGUCUCAACGCCCGUCCCACCACAGACGGACAGUGAAGGGGCGCCACGCAAAGACGCUCAUGGGGCCGCUGCGCCACCGCGCUGCACGUCUGCUGCGUCCGCCGACAUCGCCGCAACGCUUCGCAGGACACUCGCUGCUUUGCAGGCCAUGACCGAUGAACUGUGCGCCGUGGAGCAGGAGGGCCUCGUCGUGUGCGAGCGAGCUGGCGCCGCGGCGAACUCGGAGGCUACGGCAUACCUUCCACCCUACGUGCCGAAGGUGGAAUAUCGGCUUUCCACGGUACUGCGCCGCGCUGCCGCUGCUGCUGCAUCUCCGCAGAGUGCGAAUGCAGCCGUCUCACCGUCUCCUCACCCCAGCGCGUCUACGGACCGCACGGAUGGCGGUUCGGAGGCAAACCUGCGUGGCUCGCCUCCGGAGACGUCUGAUGCGGCGACAGGCGUGCGCCGGCAGUGCGGAGCGACAUCCUCUGCCCGUUACCAGCAGCUGAAGCGCAAACACCAGGCGGCGCAGCGACGACCCUCACCCCAGAAGGAAGAGGCUUCGGCCAAUGAGAGUACCCCACGGGCAGAUGGCGGAGGAGCUGAAGCAACGGCGGGAGCAUCCCCGACCGGCGUGGAUGAUGGCGUCACCUCACCUGCCCAACACGCACCUCCACAAAAUGCAGACGGAAUUGAACGUACAGGUCUCGUAGAUGUCGCUGCUACAGCGCAAGGAGAGGCCCGACUUCAUGAUGCAUCAGAAGAGACAGGCGGCGUUGCCGAAGACGCCGCGUCCUCAUCGGUGGUUGCGCCGUCGUCAUCAGCGUUGAUGCGCCAGCUGCAGCAUCUGGUGUGCGAGCUGCUGACCAUCGUGUGUCUCCUCACGCUGCCGCUCCGCGCCAAAUCGACGUGUACGGUGACGCAGGAAACAGCGUUGCCUGCUCCGCAAAACGGCGCUGCAGACGACACCAGCAUCGCCGAGGAGAGCGGCUACGACACGGCGUACACACAAGCGCGGAUGGCACUACGCACGUUUGCAGGUCGGCUAGAGCGCUGCCUUCGUCAACUUGGCGCACGAGACAGGACGCUAUUUACCCUGCUACGUCGCCUUCAAGUGGAACUGCUGUUUCCUGCGGUGUGCGGCCCGCCUCUCUGA